This is a messenger RNA of Acomys russatus (golden spiny mouse), 1848 nucleotides long. RefSeq names its product lamin B2 (gene Lmnb2). NCBI's taxonomy places the organism in Eukaryota, Metazoa, Chordata, Mammalia, Rodentia, Muridae. The record is from RefSeq and is a predicted model, not a curated record. The coding region runs from base 1 to 1848 and encodes 615 amino acids. The transcript has 12 exons.
AUGAGCGCGCCGCACCCGGGCAGCCGGGGGAAUCCGCACGCCGCCGCUGCCGCCACCGCCGCCGCCACCGCCUUCGCCAUGGCGUCUCCACCGCCCCGCGCGGGGCCUGCCACGCCGUUGUCGCCCGCGCGCCUGUCUCGGCUCCAGGAGAAGGAGGAGCUGCGCGAGCUUAACGACCGCCUGGCACACUACAUCGACCGGGUUCGCGCGCUCGAGCUGGAGAAUGAUCGGCUGCUGCUGCGGGUCUCCGAGAAGGAGGAGGUGACCACGCGCGAGGUGAGUGGCAUCAAGGCCUUGUACGAGUCGGAGCUGGCUGAUGCCCGGCGGGUGCUGGACGAGACGGCCCGGGAGCGUGCGCGGCUGCAGAUUGAAAUGGGGAAGCUGCAAGCCGAGGUGGACGAGGCCAGGAAGAGUGCCAAGAAGCGUGAAGGUGAGCUCACGGUGGCCCAGGGCCGGGUGAGAGACCUGGAAUCCCUGUUCCACCGGAGUGAGGCCGAGCUGGCGGCGGCCCUCAGUGACAAACAUGCCCUGGAAAAUGAUGUGGCCGAGCUCCGAGCGCAGCUGGCGAAGGCAGAAGAUGGUCACGCUGUGGCUAAGAAGCAGUUGGAGAAGGAGACGCUGAUGCGCGUGGACCUGGAGAACCGCUGCCAGAGCCUGCAGGAGGAGCUGGGUUUCAGCAAGAGUGUGUUUGAGGAGGAGGUGCGUGAGACCCGGCGGAGGCACGAGCGCCACUUGGUGGAGGUGGACAGCAGCCGUCAGCAGGAAUACGACUUCAAGAUGGCACAGGCCCUGGAGGACCUGCGCAGCCAGCACGAUGAGCAAGUGCGGCUGUACCGCCUGGAGCUGGAGCAGACCUACCAGGCCAAGCUGGAGCACGCCAAGCUGAGCUCAGACCAGAACGACAAGGCAGCCAGUGCAGCCCGGGAGGAGCUCAAGGAGGCCCGCAUGCGCGUGGAGUCGCUCAGCUACCAGCUCUCAGGCCUCCAAAAGCAGGCCAGCGCUGCAGAGGACCGCAUCCGGGAGCUGGAGGAAGCCCUAGCUGCGGAGCGAGACAAGUUCCGCAAGAUGCUGGACGCCAAGGAGCAAGAGAUGACUGAGGUGCGCGACGCCAUGCACCAGCAGCUGGCUGAAUACCAGGAGCUGCUUGAUGUCAAGCUGGCCCUGGACAUGGAGAUCAGCGCCUACCGCAAGCUGCUGGAAGGCGAGGAAGAGAGGCUUAAGCUGUCCCCCAGCUCGUCAUCCCGGGUUACUAUCUCUCGGGCCACUUCGAGCAGUAGCGGCGGCGGCGGGCUUGGCAUGUCUGUGGGGCGAGGCCGGGGCAAGCGCCGUCGGCUGGAGACCGAGGACACCCCGAGCUUGCGCAGCAGCGUCUCCCGCCUGGCCCAGCAGGCUGUGGCCACCAGCGUCGUGAGCAUUGACGAGGUGGACCUGGAGGGCAGGUUCGUGAGGCUCAAGAACUCCUCGGACAAGGACCAGUCUUUGGGGAAUUGGAAGAUCAAGAGACAGAUCCUGGACGGCGAGGACAUCGCCUACAAGUUCACGCCCAAGUAUGUCCUGCGGGCCGGCCAAACGGUCACGGUGUGGGCAGCUGGCGCAGGGGUUGCCCACAGCCCCCCAUCAACCCUUGUGUGGAAGAGCCAGAGCAGCUGGGGCUCCGGGGAGAGCUUCCGCACUGUCCUGGUCAAUGCAGAUGGAGAGGAGAUGGCCGUGCAGGCCGUGAAGCAGUCAUCCAUUCAAGGGACGGAGAACGGGGAGGAGGAGGAGGAAGAGGCGGAAUUUGGCGAGGAGGACCUUUUCCACCAGCAGGGGGACCCGAGGACCACCUCAAGGGGCUGCCGGCUGAUGUGA